This is a messenger RNA of Rhodamnia argentea, 915 nucleotides long. RefSeq names its product probable 6-phosphogluconolactonase 1. The transcript has 3 exons. The record is from RefSeq and is a predicted model, not a curated record. The coding region runs from base 82 to 915 and encodes 277 amino acids. Lineage: Eukaryota; Viridiplantae; Streptophyta; Magnoliopsida; Myrtales; Myrtaceae. Gene Ontology annotation, biological process: carbohydrate metabolic process; pentose-phosphate shunt. Gene Ontology annotation, molecular function: 6-phosphogluconolactonase activity.
UGUGAAGAAACGCUCUUGGACACUUGAUAAAUUAGCAAUCGUUAGAGAGAGGGAGAGAGAGAGAGAGAGAGAUCAUACAGGAUGGAGAAGAAGAGAUGGGAGUCAGAGGGAGAGGUGAGGUUCUUCGAGAGCAGCGAAGAGCUGUCCACGGGCUUGGCCGACUAUGUUCAUCACGUCUCUGAAUCUGCCCUCAGCGAGAGAUCUUCCUUCUCUCUCGCCCUUUCUGGAGGAGACAUUCCCGAGCGCUUAGGGAAGCUUGCGAGGCUGCCAUACUUGAGGACGGUGGAGUGGUCCAAGUGGCAUCUGUUUUGGGCUGAAGAGAACGUCGUCCCCAAAAGACACCCCGAUAGCUUCUACAUGCAAGCCAAACACCACUUCAUCUCCAAGGUUCCGAUACAGCCAGCCCACGUUGUCCCGGCGUGCCACGAGACACCAGGCGAGGCGGCCGCCGACCGCUACGAGUUCUCCAUCCGCCAGCAGGUGAAGGAUCGAACGGUCCCGGCCUCUCCGUCCUCCGACUGCCCCCGGUUUGACCUCGUCCUCCUCAGCCUCGGGCCCCGCUCCCAAGUGUCCUCCCUCCACACCGACCACCCCGUCCUCCUGGAGGGCUCCCAGUGGGUCGCCCCAGUCUCAGUGCCCGGCGAGCAGAGGGAGCGCCUGACCUUCACGCUCCCCGUGAUCAAUGCCGCAGCCAACGUGGCUAUCGUGGCCUCCGGGAGCGACGUGGCUAGCGCCUUCCGCGAGGCCAUGGUGGACCAAAGUCCCAUGGCGUCGAGCCCAGCCCGAAUGAUUCGGCCCGCCGACGGGAAGCUCGUUUGGUUCGUCGAUGCCGGCGCCGCCUCACUGUUUUCCUGUGGCGGGACGACGGCUUCCGCCUCGGGUGAGAGCGAUUUGAUGCGAUCUGCAUGUAUGUAG